Molecule: messenger RNA, 1719 nt
Organism: Brettanomyces nanus
Lineage: Eukaryota; Fungi; Ascomycota; Pichiomycetes; Pichiales; Pichiaceae
Exons: 1
Coding region: 1-1719 (572 amino acids)
Biological process (GO): ubiquinone biosynthetic process
Cellular component (GO): extrinsic component of mitochondrial inner membrane
Molecular function (GO): kinase activity
Source: RefSeq, a predicted model, not a curated record
AUGAGCACUUCACGAUCGUUGUAUCAAGCAUUGGGCAUUCUUAAAGGAGCAAGAAACGUUAUUGAAGAGUCGUUUCGAAUCAGCCAAUCAGAAUGCAGUAUUUUCACCGGAUCUACAUUUUCAGCUGACGAUGCUCUCUAUGAAGAAGCCAGAGGAAGGUCCGAGGCCGCUAGGAACGGACAAGUUUACGACGUUAAGCCUCCAUCGGAUAUUUUUCAAGAUGCCCGUGAUAAGUCUGAGGGUAUAAAACAGAAUCGAUCGGCAUCUACUAAGUCGAAGAAGUCCGGAUCUUCUUCAGGUAAAAGGCAGUUUUCGACAGUCUCGUUUGUUAUGAACGAGACCAAAACUGGCAGCAAGAUUAUCGGUGAAGCAGAAAAACCGGAAAUGCAGCUGCUUGGCCAAUCAGCAGUUCCCAGUACUAAGCUUCAACGACUUUUUCACUACGGUUCGUUGGCAGCAAAUAUUGGAAUGAACGUGGUGAAGGAAGGAGCCAAGAAAUAUGCAAGUGGUGAGAGUCCUGUUUUCAGUAAACUGCUGAUGUCACCGAGGAAUAUCCACAGAAUGGCCCGGAAACUCAGCCAGAUGAGAGGAGCAGCGUUGAAGAUUGGUCAAAUGCUUUCUUUUCAAGACAAUUCUGUUCUACCCAAAGAGGUUGCUCAGAUAUUGUCGAAAGUACAAAAUACUGCCCAAUAUAUGCCUGCUUCUCAGCUUGAGAAAACGGUUUCGUUUGAGUUGGGAGAUGGAUGGAGGAAGAGGUUCUUUGCUUCUUUUGAUGACGUUCCUAUUGCUGCUGCUUCUAUCGGUCAGGUUCAUCGUGCAGUCACUAAAGAGGGACUGGAAGAGGUUGUAUUGAAGGUUCAGUAUCCAGGAGUGGCCGAUUCCAUUGAUUCUGAUUUGGAUACCAUUCUAAUGCUUAUGACUGUUUCUAGAAUGCUACCUUCUGGUAUGUUUCUAGAUAAGAGUGUUGCCAAUGCACGUGUGGAGUUGAAAUGGGAGUGUGAUUAUCUUAGGGAGGCUAGAAACAUUGAGAGAUUUGCAGACCUGUUGAAAGAUGAUGACUGUUUUGCUGUUCCUAAAGUUUACCAUGAGAUAAGCGACGAGCAUGUGCUUACGAUGCAGAUGAUGAACGGCGUUGAGGUUUCUAAAGGGAAUUUUAGCCAGGAAACUAAGAACUGGAUCUGUGAGAAUAUCAUGAGACUCUGCUUGAACGAGAUAUACAAAUUCAAGUUCAUGCAGACCGAUCCAAACUGGGCCAACUUCUUGUAUAAUGAGAAGACCAAUAAGAUUGAGUUAUUGGAUUUUGGAGCUUGUCGUGAUUUUCCCGCUGAGUUUGUUACUCUGUACGCAAACUGUCUUCGUGCUGCUGUGAAACAGGAUAGAGAAAAGGCUGAGAAGUAUUCGAGAGAUCUGGGUUAUUUGACUGGAUUGGAAACCCCAGAGAUGACCUCAGCUCAUGUUGAUUCGAUGAUGGUACUAGGAGAGCCAUUCUGUGCGCAAGAGAACGGGAAUAAGUGCUAUGAUUUCUCUCACCAGACAGUUACUGAUAGAGUGAGGGCUAACAUAGGCUUGAUGUUGAAAGAGAGAUUGACUCCUCCUCCAGAGGAGACUUACAGUCUACAUCGAAAAUUAAGUGGGGCUUAUUUACUGUGUGCCAGGAUGAAUGCAGUGAUUCCAUGCCAGCGGUUAUUUGAGGAGGUGAUUGGCUUAGACUAUGAGUAG